Molecule: messenger RNA, 1426 nt
Organism: Suillus subaureus
Lineage: Eukaryota; Fungi; Basidiomycota; Agaricomycetes; Boletales; Suillaceae
Exons: 5
Coding region: 488-1426 (312 amino acids)
Source: RefSeq, a predicted model, not a curated record
GACGCCAGGAGGUUCAUAACGGCCAUUUGACAUGCCACAAAAUGUGAAAUUCGAGGUCUGCCACGCCGCGAUCGCGUUAAAGCCGAGGCGUAACGCUUCCACGUGGCUACGUGUUCCGGUCCGGCUCAUAUAACUCCAAAAUUUGGCCUGAUAAUGAGCAGCACAGCAAGACGUACACGAUUUAGGAGGUGGUGAUGGGCAUUCGUGAGAAGCUCCGAGUUUACAGGAGAAUGAGCUAUGGAGGAAGUGGCAGAGCGCCCGUUGAUAUGACAGUGUCCGAAGGAUAACAAGCCCAAAUGAGAUGAAGCGGGAAUAAGACUAGUGCUUCGCGUAGAGUGCCGAGCUUGCACGAAAAAAGUUGGUCCUUGUAAAAUUGUGGACGUUGUUUGGCAAAAGCUUCUGAUCCAAACAGCCGCAAUGGUUGCAAUAUUCUCACGCUGCUACUCGAACCACGAGUUGAGGAGUCUGAAUCUUGUGUGGAAAACCCAUGGCCUCGAAUCAAGCUCGUAGGAGUCGAAGCCGGUCUAGGAGCCAGGACAGAAACGCUUAUGACAGGAGAACUGUGAGGGAUAGAGAGUUUUUCAUAGCAGACAGAAAUGCUUCUGGCCAUCGUCGGCCUUCAGGAAUGGAUUCCGAGAGAGACAUACCUCGUCGGUCACGAUCCCCCCUUCGCUCACGUAGGCGCUCGAUAUCACGGUCUCGCAGCCCCAGACGUAAGCGCCAGUGGCCAAGGUCUCGGUCCCGCUCCCGUGGCCCUGAGCGCUCGCACUCUAGGGAAAGGCAUGAACAUCCUAAAGACAGAGAAAAGCACAGACACAAACAAGACAAGCACAGAAGUCGUGAGGAGAAAAGGGAAAGAAAGAGAGAAAAGAAAGAAAAGAAAGUGAGUAGUCCUAAGAAUUAUAACCAUCAGCGAACCCGUUUCUCGCAGAAGAAAAGGCAUGGGACUGCCUCUGGUGCUCAGUGGGGUAAAUACGGAAUUAUCAAUGAAACCGACUUCUACAACAAAACCCAAGAAUUCCGCACGUGGCUGCUGGAAGAGCGCAAAAUUAACCCGGAGGCCAUAUCUAAGGACCAGGAGCGCAAAGAGUUUGCUGUUUUUAUUGAAGAUUAUAAUACUGCAACACUCCCUCACGAGAAAUAUUACCAUAUGGAGACUUACGAACGACGAAUGACGUCGUUACGAGCUGGCGAGUUCGUUCCACCGGCAGAAGACUCCUAUGAUCCUGAGGCUGAUUUACGGGCUCACUCUUUACGACACAAGAAAGCGCCUGCCGAGCACGAAAGUUACCUAAGCAAGGAAGAGCUUAUGGAGUUGAGGAAGGUCCAGAGUGAGAGAGUUGAGGUUGGGAAGAUGAAACUUUUGGGUAUGGAAGUGAAACAAAAUUUUGGGGUUCGGAUGGAUAGAACCAUGUUUGAUGAUUGA